Astyanax mexicanus (Mexican tetra) is the source of this 1801-nucleotide messenger RNA. RefSeq names its product tektin 1 (gene tekt1). Bases 141 to 1355 code for a protein of 404 amino acids. The record is from RefSeq and is a predicted model, not a curated record. The transcript has 8 exons. Gene Ontology annotation, cellular component: microtubule cytoskeleton; nucleus. NCBI's taxonomy places the organism in Eukaryota, Metazoa, Chordata, Actinopteri, Characiformes, Acestrorhamphidae. Gene Ontology annotation, biological process: cilium assembly; cilium movement involved in cell motility.
CCCUCAGCGGUGGUGACAGUGAUGUUGCCGGGGCAGCAGUGAGUGUGUGUACGGUCUGAGGCUGCAGCGCUGCGGGACUCUGACAGCUCUGAGUAUUUAUAUAAAUUACAGCUUUAUUAUCAUUAAACUCUGAGAGAGGAAUGCCUCGAGUAAUGGAGCCAACUCACAAGUUUCUGCCUUCUGAGUGGAAGCAUGCUAACCAGGUGCAUUUUGGGAUUGCUGAAGCUGAGCGGGCUCGUUCUGAACGACUCACCGCUGAAUGCCAGAGGCUGGUGGAGGAGAGCGAGAAGUCAGUGAGACGCAUGCAGCAGGAUGCCAACAUGAAGCUGGAGCAACGAAUCACAGACAUUCAGUUCUGGAGGCAGGAGCUGGACCAGAAACUGCAGGAGAUCGUGCAGGAGAUUGAGGUGCUUGUCAUCUUUAAGAAUCGAGUGGAAAAAGCACUGGAGGGCACCUCAGAGCCUCUGAAAGCCACUCUACAGUGUCUGGAUGAGAGACAGAAGAGGGUGGCAAUAGACCUGGUGAUUGACAACGUGGAGAAAGAGCUGCUGAAGGAGAAAGAAGUGAUAGAAGGAGUGAUGACGCUCCUCCAGCGCACUCUGGAGCAGAUAAUUGAACAGAUCAGACUGAUCCGCUCAGCUAAAUACUACUUGGAGAAAGAUCUGCGGGAUAAAUUUCAGGCCAACCGCAUUGACGAUAUCUGCUCCAUGCUCACUGUCACUUCAGCCAAUGCUGAGGAGCAGAUUGGAACAGCACAGUUCACUGCAGGAGGAUCCACAGUCACCCCAGAAGAGUGGGAAAACUUCUCGGACAUGAACAUCAGGAAAGCUGAGAAAGAGAAGAACAACUCUCUGUCUCUGAGGGCGCUGGUGGAGAGUCUGCUGGAGCAGACGGCUGCGGACAUGCAGCGGCAGCACAGAGCCACAGGCACUGCACUGGAACUGCGCGUACACGAGACCAGGACUGCUAAAGACCAGCUAGAAGACCAGCUCAACAAGCUGCUGGUGGAGAUCGCGAGUCAGGAACAGAAUCUGGAGGCUCUGAAAGUGGCUAUUGCGGAUAAAGAGAGUCCGCUGAAAGUGGCCCAGACCCGGCUGUACGCCCGCAGCCAGAGGCCCAGCAUUGAACUCUGCCACGACCCCGUGCACACCCGCCUACUCUCUGAAGUGCAGGAGCUGGCAGACCACAUCACAAGGUUAAAAGAAGCCCUUGCCCAAUCAGAGAUGGAGCUGAAAGCCCUGAUCAGAAGCCAGCUGAUUCUGGAGGAGGAGAUUCAGAUCAAAGCCCACUCCCUCUACAUAGAUGACGUGAUCUGCACCCAGCUCCACCAGCCAAUUACCUUCCAUCAUUUCUGAACUAGAAACGAGGACAGCUUGAGUGUCAGUAUUGUCCUAUCAUCAAUAAUAGUUCAAGGUUGGAAAUACAUCAUUGCAUGAAUGGAACAGAGAACUGGUCCUCAUUUAUUUUUCUGUAUAUUUUUAUUUUAUUUUAUUUAAAUACAGCAAAGUAAUAAAAGGAGUUUGUUUUAGAGGCACAAGAUAAAACAUGGCUGAGAAGCUAAGCUAGGAGUCAACGCCAGCUCCCCCAACAUCUCCUUUGCUACACAGAUCUCUAAUGAGUUGGUAUAGUGCCGCACCUGUAACAUAGCAACACUUUUUGUUGCUGUUUUCAUACAGACAAAGAAAGCUCAUGUUGCUGGCUCCUCCAGCUUGCAGCGUGUUUGUGUGUGGGUGGGUGAAAAAAGGCCAAUAAAACAUUUUUUAAACUCUUAAAAAUAAAGGUAAUGCAAAUGGUUCAUUAA